Molecule: messenger RNA, 423 nt
Organism: Dacryopinax primogenitus
Lineage: Eukaryota; Fungi; Basidiomycota; Dacrymycetes; Dacrymycetales; Dacrymycetaceae
Exons: 2
Coding region: 1-423 (140 amino acids)
Source: RefSeq, a predicted model, not a curated record
AUGGAGGAAAAUCCUCCACAGCACCAUCACGAUCACGAUACGGCUAGUACCUUCCCAGUCCUUGUUUCUCGCUCCAUCUACCCGUACCAAAGCGACCCGGGUUGCUCAUCUGAUACCUCCAUACUCGCUGCCUGUUCGGAACCCUCCGCCAACUCGGACUUUGGUAACAAGUACUGGGAUCGGACGUUAGACUUGCCGCGGCGCGGGCAUCCGAUACUCCGUCUAUUCACAUGGGAGGAGGAUGUCACGCACGCGGGGCUUUCCUAUCCAAGCUUACUACGACAAGCUCCACAAAGCCCAGCGGUCCGCGAACAACCUAUCGCGCUAUCUCAGUCGACGGCGUCGUCCACCUCGCUCAAUGAUCGCGACAUCUAUCGCGAUCGUCUCAUGAGAAGGUCCCCAUCGCACCGGAGAAAGCUCUAG